Messenger RNA from Fulvia fulva, 591 nucleotides. Its product is annotated as N-terminal acetyltransferase B complex catalytic subunit naa20. Gene Ontology annotation, cellular component: NatB complex. The record is from RefSeq and is a predicted model, not a curated record. Gene Ontology annotation, molecular function: protein-N-terminal amino-acid acetyltransferase activity. Lineage: Eukaryota; Fungi; Ascomycota; Dothideomycetes; Mycosphaerellales; Mycosphaerellaceae. The transcript is spliced from 3 exons. Bases 1 to 591 code for a protein of 196 amino acids. Gene Ontology annotation, biological process: N-terminal peptidyl-methionine acetylation.
AUGGCGACCAUACGGCCCAUGACUCCCAUGGACCUCCUCAAAUUCAACCCCUGCAAUCUCGACCACCUCACAGAAACGUACAACAUCGGCUUUUACCUCGAAUAUUUCACAAAAUGGCCCUCGUUAUGCAAAGUCAUCGAAUCGCCUAGUGGUCAGAUUGAAGCUUACAUUCUUGGCAAAGUCGAGGCGUCGCCGUAUCCGCCACCUGUUGAGCCGUAUGAUCCCGGCUUCAAGGUGUAUCAGAAGGGUAAGGCGAGCAAUUACUUGCCAUGGCAUGCGCAUAUUACGUGCUUGACCGUGGCGCCGAGCGCACGACGAUUGGGCUAUGCCACGAAGCUGAGUGAGGCGAUCGAGGUCGCGGGCGACGAGCAGAAUGCUUGGUUCGUCGACCUGUUUGUGAGGGUUGAGAACGUUGCAGCUAUCAAGCUGUAUAAGAAGAUGGGCUACUCUGUCUUCCGCCGCAUAACAGACUACUACAACGAUGGCAGCGACGCAUACGACAUGCGGAAGCCAUUGAGGCGCGACAAGGAUCGCAAGACCGUCCGACCUAAUGGUGAGAACAUCAAGGUCGAUCCUUCCGAAGUCUGGUAG